Messenger RNA from Mercenaria mercenaria, 4468 nucleotides. RefSeq lists its product as uncharacterized. Lineage: Eukaryota; Metazoa; Mollusca; Bivalvia; Venerida; Veneridae. The transcript has 6 exons. The coding region runs from base 520 to 2484 and encodes 654 amino acids. The record is from RefSeq and is a predicted model, not a curated record. Gene Ontology annotation, molecular function: protein binding. Gene Ontology annotation, biological process: signal transduction.
AAACAUUGGCGUGCUUAAAUCGAGAGCCAAAAAGCGUUCUUUUCGACGCUAGAAAUAUUCAACAGAUAUUAAAUUUACGAAUUAAAAUUAUGAACACUAAAAUUGUGUUUGUAAUUGUCAUUAUUUUUCUCAUAUGAUUUAAAUACUGGUGUUGAAAGUAAAUGAACUUCUACAAUGUGCGUUAAAACGAGGAAAAUUUUGUUGUGAAUACGUGAAAAUCUGAAAACAGUAACUGAACAAAUCGACAAUGGAUUUGGACAUUUCGAGGCAAAUUCAAAGGAAUAGAGAAAUACAACUUACUAGACCGCUGACCAUAAUAGCCAAAAUUGCCUUUAACGUGGGUGAUUUCUGUAAGGAUUUCCAACCGUCGUAAAUAUAUUUAUCAAUUCUAAACAAGGCGAGGAUAGGCUAAGAUUACCGCUUAUACAGGUCAUAUACCAAAGUAAGCUUUACAGGCAUGAAAAACACUAAGAAUUGAAAUGAGAUGUAGCUGUGCAAUGCUGAUAUCCUGGACUGAUCAUGGCUACCCAACUGCUUUGUCCAACUCUAUCACGAUCAAAAAUUAAAAACUGGAUUAAGUCUGGAUUAUGCGUUUUAUUUACGAAAAAAGGUAUUGAGCCUUUUGUUUAUGAUGAAAUACAACAGUUCCAACAGAAAUGUUUGAACGACAUUUGCAACAACAAUGGACUUGCUGCUGGUACCACAUGUUCUAGUUGUUGUACAGAAAACGUUGUUGUUUGUCCUACGAAUAGGAUUUGUAAUGCAAGACGCGGGAAAUGCAGCUUCCAUAGAAAUUCUGCAACGCAAUAUCUCCCAUCUGGUUGUCCUAGCAAGAUAUGUCAUAAUUUCAAAAGCGAAAUCCAGAAUGCUCAUAGAUUCCACGGCCCAUCCUAUAAAAACACUGAUGCCACUGAGUGGUGCACCAAUCCGUGGGAAGUUGCUAAAUGUUUCAUGCCGCCAGAUAGUUACAAGGAUGUGACAAGUGCAGCAGAAACGGAUUUCAAUGGUAUCAGCAGUGUUAUCAUCAACCAUAAAGCGUUCCAUUCAAAAGUUCACGACGACCUUGGCAAGGAGAACAAUAUCUUUCACAAGGCUAGGGAGGCUGGCAAAGCUGUUCGACAAUCCUCAUAUUUUGGGGUGGAAGACGGAGACCUUCAAUAUUAUUUUAGCACCUUUCAGAGACUGCUGUCAGAUUCUGGAUAUUUGGCAACAAAUUCAUCAUCACAGAAUGCUAGAGAGAAUUUAUCACAGCUUCAGAGUGAUACCUUGGUCUUACGUAUAGAAGAUAUCCGAAAAGUGCUGGAUGACUUUGGCAAGGUGGGUGAAAACGAACUAAACACUGAAAAUCAUGAACACGCCAAGGAUUCUGUAAAAAAGUUAGAACUUAUCAAAAUUAUUAAAAGCUGUGUCAGUGCUUUUGAAACACAGGGUAAAUUAUCUAUGUCUGACCUAGAUAAAGCUAUAGACUCUGCAAUUGAUGAAAUAGAAAUAAAAACAAAUAAAUCUAUUAUAAAGAUGCAAUCGGGUGCAGUGAGUGAGUUGGGAUUUACGGCGAAUCGACACGAAAUGGUCAUAUAUAGCCGAGUCAAUCGGGUACAGGAAAUGAAGGAACUGAAGAUCAUGACAGAAGAAGAUAUUAACAGGAAGGGCAAGGAAGAUGUUCAAAAAAUGGAAAAAGAAGUCGAUAAUGGAGAAAAAAGAAUUUCACUAGAAACUGAUAACACUAAGAGAAAGAUAAAAGAAGAAACUGGACUAGAAGUUAAAAGGUUGAAAACAGACGUAAGAGCUGGAGCGCAACCGUUUGAAACUGACUCUGAUGUGACAAAAGUUGCAUCAAAGUCUAAACAUGCUGUAAAGCAGAUAGAAGAAAUCAGGGACGAAGGAGCUAAAGACUAUAGAACGGAAACAAAGUCUAGAAUGGAAAACUUCGUACAAGUGACCAAAGAUAUUGCGAAACAAACAGAGGUAGCUGACGUUGAAAUAGCCGAUGUCGAGGUAGAAACGAUUUCAUCGAAAUCUGCUGAAGUAUUUUCGAAAAAACAGGAGACAUUGACAGUGGCAAAUGAAGAUGAAAAAAAUCGAACAGAUUUACCAUCCGAUUCGGAUCUAGCUAAGAUUGUGAAGGCAAUAGGAAUUAACUGGGAGCUACUAGGACCACACCUUGAUCUACGUACAGCGGAGAUUGACCAUAUAAAAAUGGACAAUGAUACUACGGAGAAACAGAUACAUAAAAUGCUACACGUCUGGCGGCAAGAUCAAGGACUGAAUGGCACUAAACAGAAGCUUUUCUCUGCCUUUAGUAAUGAACUGUCUACAUAUAUUGACUGGGAAGCACUUGAGCAAUCUUUCCCUGACGCUUCAAAAUACAAGCCAAAAGAAAAAAGUAUGUAUAUAUUAUCUGGAACCAGUAACUAUUUACGUGAAAAGAGUACCAGUAAUGUUUCAUUUAGUAAGACAUUUAAACGACAAUGUUGUUACUUAUGAGAUAGCAAGUGUUGCAAGCAUAUUUGCGAUUUACGAACCUAAUGAUAUUCGUUAAAUAUCAAUAACAGAAAUUUAAAAAAUCAUCAAAAUAUGUUUCUGUCUUUGAGUCGAUAGACUCAAUUAAGAGUUUUCUAUAAAAGAAAAACGUUUUCAAAUAAAAUUGUUAUGAUAAAGUAGACUAAUAGAAAAGAAAUUGUUUUACCUGUCUGACAAAUUUCCAUUUUUUAAUCAGUCUCUUUUUUACCUAAACAGAACCGCUAGCAGUUUAUGCGAUAGAAACAAUAUGUUAUUCCUCUCUGCAAAAAAAAAAAAAUAAAUAAAUAAAUAAAUAAAUGGUUAUGUUUUCCUUAUAUGUAAAAGAAUUGCAACAUGCAAACUUAAAACUUUUGAAAUAUCAAGGUGUUGUCUGCUGACUUAAUUUAAUAUUCAAACUUGAAAAUUCAAAUUUUUGAACUACAUAAAUACAACUUUGCCAUAAUUACUUAAGUUUAGUCUAAAAAAACUCAUGCAUGUUCAAUUAUUACUACAGCAAACACUUGCACUUCGAAAAAGGACAGCCUUAAUUCAUGAUAUUGUUGUGCAGUGAAAAAUCAGAAAAAUCGUUAAAAACCAGAUAGCACAAAAAUGUAUAUCUUUUAACAUAGAAACUACAAUAAGGAUAAAUUAUUCAAUAUGUUUAUGUUGCUAAAGUUUUAAAUAACGAAUAUUCUUUUUAUGUUUUCAUGACACUUGUCAAAACUUUAUUGUUGUCUCAACUUUGACACAUUUAUGCACUUUAAUCUUUGAUAGUCCAGAAUGUGCUAAAAGGCUUCUAAAUCUAUUUGUGAUAGGGUCAUUGUGACUGACUUGAUAAUUUAAAUGUUAAGACUUCCUGACUGAUAAGGUGUUGAUUGCUGUCAAAACUUCUUAAUAUUUCAAAUACCUGUAAUUUUAUUACCCUGUAUGCUUUCUUGAAUUUGAUUGGUUUAUACUGUUAAUUGCACUUACAAUAAGGAUCAUUUCAAUUGGUCAGUUAUUAUAUACUGAGAAAAAAUAUAUUUUAAAGACAGUAAGUUUAAGAAGAUAGAUUUGGAUUUCCAAGUGAUAACAUUGUGGUUCUCCACUGGAAAAUAAAUUGAUACUCUUUUUAAAUAUAUGUACUUUAGUUGUUAACGUCAGGAUAACCUUUGACAAACUUGUUAUUCUUUAAACUGUGUGGUUUUCCCCGGACGAAUAAUAAAGAAGAAAAUCUGGAACUGUAUUUUAUCAUUUGAACAUAACAAGUAGUGCCAGUAACAUCAUAAUACCUUUAACAUCCAUCAUAAUUUUUCGGCAUUACACGUGGCGGUGAACAGUGGUCUUUCCCAACCUCUCAAUUAGCAAGCGAGAUACGAAAAAAUCCCCAGAGAAAAUGACAAUAAAAAUGUGCGGUGGAUUACCACUAAGAAAUUCAUGUCAACAGUGUGGACUUAAACACGACCAAAAGUGUUAUGCUGAGACAGCAACAUGCAACAGAUGCAACAAAAUUGGACAUUACGCGAGAGUUUGUAAAUCUAAAGAUUACAAAAUCACAUUAUUGCACAUUCACUUAUUACAAACAUAAAACUUGCAUUUCCAUCAUAAAUCUUGUACAUCAAAUUAUCGAAACCUUUCACUCGCGCGCCUUCAAUUACUACAACUUCAAAUCCUUGCACCAAAACUCAUCACAAAGUUCUCCAGUUAUCACAACCAUUGCACCCCAAUUUACCACAGCUUUAAACUAGGCAUUUCAAAUGAUCAAAACUUUAAACUCCUAAAUUUAUAUGAUAACAAACUUAAACACUUUCACUUCGAAUUAACAACACAUUAAACUAUUCGGAGCCAAAAGCCACAAUCGAAUACGCCUACACCAUCACCUGUCAGAAACAUUCAAUUUUUUGUUCCUCUGACUGUUACAAAUUUUAACUAUUGUGUCAAACUAUCACUAUAUUCAGUUCUUGCAUCUUCACUUAACACAAACUAGAAC